Molecule: messenger RNA, 165 nt
Organism: Cetraspora pellucida
Lineage: Eukaryota; Fungi; Glomeromycota; Glomeromycetes; Diversisporales; Gigasporaceae
Source: the annotation of a GenBank genome assembly
AUGCAAAUAACUAGUAGUCAAAAUCUAAUAGAGAAAUUAAAAGAAGAACUUCAAAAAAAUAGAAAAGAAAGAUUAGAUUUUUUAGUCAAUUACAUUUCAGAAUUCAACAGAUUUUCAAAUGAGAUUCAAGAAGAAACAGAUUUAGAAAGACUAAAAGAUUUUUGG